GAGAGUCAGUGCCAGCGAACUGCCAGCGUUAUUAGCAAUGUUAACCAAGGAAUAAGGUGCCUUUUCCCAAGGACUCUACGAGUGAAAAAUAAAGAUUUCAUCCAACGACGCGAGGUAAAAGAGGACGACACAGAACUGCUAUGAUUCACUCUCUUGCUGCAGCAAUGAGCAACCAACUCCAAAACACCUCUUCUUUUAACUCGGGAACCUGGAAUUUCCAAGACGUGAGAAACUCCUCACCCGUCCGGACCUCCGACAUGCGGCCGGUCGUUGUCAGCCCCUGGGACAUUGCACUGUGCGUGACCGGGACCCUCAUCGCCUGCGAAAACGCAAUCGUGAUUGCAAUCCUUUUUUACACGCCCACCCUGCGCGCGCCCAUGUUCGUGCUCAUAGGGAGCCUUGCCCUUGCUGACCUGCUGGCGGGACUCGGCCUCAUACUGAAUUUCAUCUUCACCUACAUGCUGAACACUGAGUUCGUGACGCUAAUCUCGGUGGGACUGCUCAUCGCCGCCUUCUCCGCCUCCGUGCUCAACAUCCUGGCGAUCACCGUGGACAGGUACCUCUCCCUGUACAAUGCGCUGACCUACCACACGGAGCGAACAGUGACUUUCACCUACGUCAUGGUGAUACUCAUCUGGCUCGUGAGCAUCGCACUGGGUUUGCUGCCGCUGAUGGGCUGGAACUGCCUGCGAGACGAGUCCACCUGCAGCAUCUGUCGCCCGGUGACCAAAAACAACGCGGUCGCCCUAGCGGUGACUUUCCUGCUCAUCUUUGCGCUCAUGAUGCAGCUCUACCUGCAGAUUUGCAAGAUCGCCUUCCGACACGCGCAACAGAUCGCGGUGCAGCAUCACUUCAUGGCCAUCUCCACCACCAAAGGCGUGUCCACGCUCUCCGUCAUCCUCUGCACCUUCGCCCUUUGCUGGAUGCCCUUCGCAAUGUACUCUAUCGUGGCGGACUCCACCUACCCUAUAAUCUACACAUAUGCCACAGUCCUGCCGGCCACGUGCAGCUCAGUCAUCAACCCCAUCAUCUACGCCUUCAGAAACCCCGACAUCCAGAAAUCUCUGUGGCUGGCGUGCUGUGGAUGCGUCCCUUCCAACUUCUCCUUACGACCAAGGACGUCAAGUGACGUAUAGC
This is a messenger RNA of Megalops cyprinoides (Indo-Pacific tarpon), 1137 nucleotides long. RefSeq names its product G-protein coupled receptor 12-like. The record is from RefSeq and is a predicted model, not a curated record. Gene Ontology annotation, biological process: G protein-coupled receptor signaling pathway. The transcript is spliced from 2 exons. Gene Ontology annotation, cellular component: membrane. Bases 141 to 1136 code for a protein of 331 amino acids. Lineage: Eukaryota; Metazoa; Chordata; Actinopteri; Elopiformes; Megalopidae. Gene Ontology annotation, molecular function: G protein-coupled receptor activity.